AUGCAACAGAAGCGAUGUGGUCGAAUGGACAUCAUGGAGUUACGCAGAGACAGUGAUGCUUACAAAUGGAAAAACAGUGAUUUGACAUAUUCAAUUGAUUCUUAUCCAAAUGAGCUUUCUCAGCGUGAAGUAAGACAAGCAGUUAAACAGGCAUUUGACACGUGGUCCGCAGUAACUCCACUAAGAUUUUCCGAAAUAGCUCGUAGAGCUGACAUCCAGAUUGCAUUUGCGCGUCGUGUACACAAUGAUCCGUGGCCGUUUGAUGGAAGAGGAGGUGUGCUAGCGCAUGCAACCUUACCACCGUCCGGUCUGCUUCAUUUUGAUUUGGAUGAAAAAUGGGCAUAUAUGAAUCCAGGAGCCAUUGCAAGCUUCUCAGGUUCCCAAGUUAGCAACUUGCCGAAGAAUGAAGGUGAUGAUCAGGAGUUGAGGGCGAUGAAUGGCGAUAGUGGCCGGGGUGGUGGGCGAUGA
This is a messenger RNA of Gongylonema pulchrum, 468 nucleotides long. The record is from the annotation of a GenBank genome assembly. Lineage: Eukaryota; Metazoa; Nematoda; Chromadorea; Rhabditida; Gongylonematidae.